AUGGAAAACCGGUUAAGCGAAGACGACGAUGGCCGAUGGCACACGACCGAUCGACAGCAACGUCUUUCGUUCGCCGUUCGACCCAUCGCCGUCGUGCAGCAAGGCUAUAUUUUGCGUGGCAGCUUCAACAUACAGGUGGCAAGUGCAACGCCUGUGAAACCGAACGAGGAACGUUUGCCCGAAAGACCUUCGAGUGCCGACAGUUGGACUCCUCCAGUAAGCAGCAGCGCCGAGGGUCGAGCCGACCGCCACAUUCAGCUGCCGUGCAAAAGCUGUGAGGUCGAGUCGAAUCGAGUCAAGUCGUCGGAUCGAGCAAGGGUAUCAGAAACGUGUGUGGGCGUCGCAAAAACUACAGCCUAA
This is a messenger RNA of Soboliphyme baturini, 360 nucleotides long. The record is from the annotation of a GenBank genome assembly. NCBI's taxonomy places the organism in Eukaryota, Metazoa, Nematoda, Enoplea, Dioctophymatida, Soboliphymatidae.